AUGGAGCAGUGGACUUGCAGUGGAUGUGGUAUUGAACUGCAAUAUAAGGAGCCCAAACAGGUCGGGUACUUCCCCAAGCAGCUGCUGAACAAUGUUCACGACCUAAAGGAGCUCAAGCGACUGCGCUGCGAGCGCUGCUUCCAGAUGACACAAUACGGUAAGAUCUCAGACACUAAGAUGCCGUACCAGGAGUACGAGCGGCGUGUCAUGGAGCUGCGCAGUAAGGACAUGCUUAUGAUCCAGCUGGUGGACAUCCUCGACAUCUCCGGCAGUCUGUUGCCCAAGGCGCGUCAUAUCUUCGGCAAGAAGCCGGUCAUGCUUGUGGUUAACAAAGGAGACCUGGUGCCUACCAAGUCGGGUAUUCGGAGACUUAUGCGGCGUAUUAAGCAAGAGGCAAAGGAAGCGGGGGUUGACAAUUUGAUCUCAAUCUACUUGAUCAGUGCCAUGAAGCGCAUUGGCAUGAAGGAAAUCGUCGAAGAUGUAGCCAAGUACCGUCAAAACCGCGAUAUUUGCGUUGUGGGCGCUGCUAACGUGGGCAAGUCGACGUUCCUCAACUCGUUCCUGUCGCACUUAGUAGACCGUAAAUGGCAGCACAAUCAUCGCAAGUACAUGAAGAUGUCGGAGGUGCAAUUGUCCGAGCUGGAAGACGACGAGACGGCGACGAUGCUGAACAUCGACGACGAACUGUUGGCUGAGGCCAAGGCAGAGCAGGACAAAGAAGCAACAACGGAAGGUGAACAGACCAUUAAGACUCCACACGGAGAGUUGUAUGUCGCUCUAGGUGAAGACCCGGAAAUGAUCGAGACGAGUUCUGACGAAGACCGAGAGAUGACCACGUCGCCACUGCCCGGUACGACCCUGGCCGUCCAGUAUCUGCCUGUUAUGGUACGUAACGAGGUCUUCAACAUCCUCGACACUCCUGGUUUGAUCACCGAUUCCAAGAGACAGAAGCUUGUGGAAGUACUCGCUCUGGACGGUGCUGCCAAGCUCAAGAACGUCUUCCCCAGCAAGCAGCUUCCGGUUACAACUUACCGCGUUCGUCCCGGUCGAAGUUUAUUCCUCGGAGCUCUCGCACGCUUCGACUACGAGACUCUGGGGAAGGACAACGACAAGAAUUUCUUGCUCUUAUCAUGGUACGGCGUGCUACCUGGACACCUAACGAACACUGAACGUGCCGAAGACACCUUUGUGAAACAUGCCGGUGGUAUCCUCUCACCACCUCGUGGACUGGAUGCCAUGAGCUUUACGGGUCCGCCUACGCUUUCGCAGAAUGUGUACUUGAAGGACUACAUCCUCGAUAGUGCACUGACGAAGUCCAAGCACAAGAAACCCAAGAGAACGACUGUAGUGGAGUUAGAGGUGCCAGGCUUCGGGUGGCUCUCCGUCACAGCCGUUGACCUGGACGGCACGGCAUCGUCGCAGAAGACGCUGAACCAGGGUAAGAUUUCCGUCCACACGUGCCGUGGACUUUCCGUCGUGCCGCGUGCGCCGCUCUUCCCGUACGAACUGUCGGACUCGAAGAGUUCGACUUGGAAGCGCUAA
This is a messenger RNA of Phytophthora infestans T30-4, 1542 nucleotides long. RefSeq lists its product as uncharacterized. Lineage: Eukaryota; Oomycota; Peronosporomycetes; Peronosporales; Peronosporaceae. The record is from RefSeq and is a predicted model, not a curated record. The transcript is spliced from 4 exons. Bases 1 to 1542 code for a protein of 513 amino acids.